GCCCCUGCGGGGAGCCGCGUUCGGUGCCUGUCCCCGUCUGAGUCUCAGCUCCAAACUGUUGGCCAGUGCACAGAGGUUUCCAGCGUCUCAUGAGCUGCUCGGAGAGGAGACCCCCCGUCUGUGGCUGAGGAGGGCUAAGCACCGCGCUCAGGAAACGGGGGAGAAAAGGCAGAAAAGAAAAUGAUUUCCCGGGACACGGUCCUCGCAGGAUUCCUGUUUGCUCUGCUUUAUUCCUCCCUCGCUCAAGACGCGAGCCCCCCGUCGGAGGCCAGCGCAGAGGACAUUCCCGAGGGGGCCUCCACCUUGGCUUUUGUGUUCGAUGUGACCGGCUCCAUGUAUGAUGAUUUAGUUCAGGUUAUCGAAGGGGCUUCCAAAAUUUUGGAGACGUCUUUGAAAAGACCUAAAAGACCUCUUUACAACUUUGCUUUGGUGCCUUUCCAUGAUCCAGAAAUUGGCCCAGUGACAGUUACCACAGAUCCCAAGAAAUUUCAGUAUGAACUGAGGGAACUAUAUGUUCAGGGUGGUGGUGAUUGUCCGGAAAUGAGUAUUGGAGCUAUAAAAAUUGCCUUGGAAAUUUCUCUUCCUGGUUCUUUCAUCUAUGUUUUCACUGAUGCACGGUCCAAGGAUUAUCGGCUCACUCAUGAGGUUCUGCAGCUUAUCCAACAGAAACAGUCACAGGUGGUAUUUGUGCUCACUGGAGAUUGCGAUGAUCGAAGCCAUAUUGGAUACAAAGUCUAUGAAGAAAUUGCCUCCACAAGUUCUGGUCAAGUGUUCCACCUGGACAAAAAGCAGGUUAAUGAGGUGUUAAAAUGGGUAGAGGAAGCAGUGCAGGCCUCCAAAGUCCACCUCUUAUCUACAGAUCAUCUGGAACAGGCUGUGAACACAUGGAAAAUCCCUUUUGAUCCCAGCCUCAAAGAGGUGACUGUGUCCCUGAGUGGCCCUUCUCCAGUGAUUGAAAUUCGAAAUCCUUUAGGGAAGCUGAUCAAAAAGGGAUUUGGCCUGAAUGAGCUAUUGAAUAUCCAUAACUCUGCCAAGGUGGUGAAUGUGAAAGAGCCAGAGGCUGGAUUGUGGACAGUGAAG
Myotis brandtii (Brandt's bat) is the source of this 1080-nucleotide messenger RNA. Its product is annotated as hemicentin-1-like. The transcript has 6 exons. The record is from RefSeq and is a predicted model, not a curated record. NCBI's taxonomy places the organism in Eukaryota, Metazoa, Chordata, Mammalia, Chiroptera, Vespertilionidae. The annotation marks the transcript as partial.